This is a messenger RNA of Macroventuria anomochaeta, 2150 nucleotides long. RefSeq names its product leukotriene A-4 hydrolase. Gene Ontology annotation, molecular function: metallopeptidase activity; epoxide hydrolase activity; zinc ion binding. The transcript is spliced from 2 exons. The record is from RefSeq and is a predicted model, not a curated record. The coding region runs from base 146 to 2071 and encodes 641 amino acids. Gene Ontology annotation, cellular component: cytosol. Gene Ontology annotation, biological process: proteolysis. Lineage: Eukaryota; Fungi; Ascomycota; Dothideomycetes; Pleosporales; Didymellaceae.
UAGAUACUUCACGUCGACGGCACAACCCACACAACCACACAAACCCGCUUCUGUGCCUCAGAUAGGACAUACAAGAACCUCGAGAGCGCAGCCAAGAGAAAGAGAAAGAGUAGGACUCAGGACAGCAAGACCCCAGUUCGCCACUAUGCAUCGCGCUCCUGCAGCCAUGGUUACUAAGCCAUUAACGGACUCCAAUGUCGAGAUCAGGACGCCUAGGGACCCGAAUACGCUGUCUAACUAUCAUAACUUCGUUACAAAGCACACGAGUGUGGACUUCGAGAUCGACUUCGAGCACAAGAUCUUAAGCGGUGCGGUGGGGCUCGACUUAGAGAGCCUGACGGAUGAGGAUGUAAAGGAAAUUGUGUUAGAUAGCAGCUUCCUUGACAUCUCGGAAGUCAAGGUCGAUGGAAAGUCCGCCAAGUUCGAAGUCGGAGAUCGCAUUGAACCAUAUGGCGCUCCUCUGCGCAUCACUCUGCCUUCAUCCGUUCCUAAGGGCGAGAUUGUCAGCCUCGUCAUAGCCGUUUCGACGACCAAGAAAUGUACUGCCCUCCAAUGGAUGACGCCUGCCCAGACCUCUAACAAGAAGCAUCCGUACAUGUUCAGCCAGUGCCAGGCCAUCCACGCUCGUUCCGUGUUCCCCUGUCAAGACACUCCGGAUGUCAAGUCGACAUUUAGCUUCUCUCUGCGUUCGCCCCUCCCUGUGCUUGCGUCUGGUCUCUCAACUGGCGCGAGCGACUACCAGCCACCCAAGAACGACGGCGAGCAGGGUACGCUGAAGUAUACUUUCGAGCAGAAGGUGCCGAUCAACAGCUACUUGUUCGCGGUCGCCAGUGGGGAUCUAGCAUGCGCUAGCAUCGGCCCACGAAGCACAGUCUGGACCGGACCCGAAGAGUUACUCGAGUGCCAGCGCGAGUUGGAAGGCGAAAUCGAACCCUUCAUGAAGGCCAUUGAGUCCACCGUCGCACCCAACUACCAAUGGACACAAUACAACAUACUCAUCCUCCCGCCCUCGUUCCCAUAUGGCGGUAUGGAAAACCCAGUCUGGACCUACGCAACACCCUCCAUCAUCUCAGGCGACAAGCAGAACAUCGACGUCAUCGCUCACGAGCUCUCCCACUCAUGGUCCGGCAAUCUCGUCUCCUGUGCCAGCUGGGAGCACUUCUGGCUCAAUGAAGGCUGGACCACCUACCUUGAGCGCCGCAUCCAAGCCUCCAUCCACGGCGAACCGCAUCGCCAUUUUUCCGCCAUCAUCGGCUGGAAAGCGCUCGAAGAGAGCAUCGAGCGCUACGGCGCUGACCAUGAGUACACCAAACUCAUCACCAACCUCAAGGGCCAGGACCCGGACGACGCCUUCAGCUCCGUGCCGUAUGAGAAAGGCUUCCACGCGCUCUACCAGUUCGAACUACUCCUGGGAAAGGAGAAGUGGGAUACCUUCAUCCCACACUACUUCUCCACCUUCGCCAACAAAUCCCUUGACAGCUACGAUUUCAAAGCCUGCCUGCUCGAUUUCUUCGCUUCCGACGCCGAGGCCUCCAAGAAACUCGCGGACCUCGACUGGGACAAGUUAUUUUACGCCCCGGGGUACCCGCCAAAGCCGCAAUUCGACGACAGCCUGGUCAAGACGUGCUACGAGCUCGCCGACAAGUGGGAAGCGCGCGUCUCCGGCGGCGCGAAGGGCGAUUUCAAGCCCCAGGCGUCUGACAUCGAGAGCUGGGUGUCCAACCAAUCCGUCGUCUUCAUCGAGCGUCUGCAAUCCUUCGGCACCAAGUUCUCUGCUGAGGACAUUCAUCUCCUCGGCGAGACAUACGGAUACAACAAGACCUCCAACAUCGAGGUUUCCUCCCGAUACCUCUGUCUUGGUCUCAAGGCGAAGGCGCCCGAGACGUACCAGCCUGCGUCUGAGCUGCUGGGCAAGAUUGGUAGGAUGAAGUUCGUCCGGCCGUUGUUCAGGUUGCUCAAUGAAGCGGACCGUAAGCUGGCUGUGGAGACGUUUGAGAAGAACAAGGACUUCUACCACCCUAUCUGUAGGCAGAUGGUGGAGAAGGAUUUGUUUGGAGAUGAGAGCAACUAAGUAGGUCGCAGCAGGGCGAAGAAAGGCUGCGAGAAGGCGAGAGAAAUACUUGGUCUGUAACUAAGAAAUUGAAUUGUUG